This is a messenger RNA of Macrosiphum euphorbiae (potato aphid), 507 nucleotides long. Lineage: Eukaryota; Metazoa; Arthropoda; Insecta; Hemiptera; Aphididae. The record is from the annotation of a GenBank genome assembly.
AUGACAUCUACGGUGGUGACGGCGACUACUUCGGUGGAAGCGGCAGAGUCGUCGACCGCGAGUACGACGGAGACGGUGGUUGCAGCGACGGCAUCAACGGCAGAGGUAAUCGCUGUGCCUCCGUCAGUUGUGUCGGGGGCUUUCAUUUUGCCACUAGAGCCUGCGACCACCGAGAUCGUAACCAUCUCCCUGCAGAUCCGUCGAGCCCUGGAAUGCCCAAUAGUCUUGCAUGCUGACGCUGUUGAACACCAGCACUACCUGUGCUCGCUGUUCCGGACGUCGAUGGUGCAGUCCUCUUACAUGUCGGCCAUGGUCAUUAAACUGCCUGAGGCAACUCCGUUGGUGAAGGUGGCGUGCUCAAACUGGUCGUUCAGGUGCCCCGAUCUGGUUCCCGUUCGACCCGUUAACGAACAUGAGUCCGUGUGUCGGUCCGGUCGCAUGGAGAUAAGUUGGUUCCGUCGGUACAAUAGCAACAGCCAGGUCCGAAACCAUCCAUCCUCGACUUGA